This is a messenger RNA of Brassica rapa (field mustard), 3035 nucleotides long. RefSeq lists its product as uncharacterized. NCBI's taxonomy places the organism in Eukaryota, Viridiplantae, Streptophyta, Magnoliopsida, Brassicales, Brassicaceae. The record is from RefSeq and is a predicted model, not a curated record.
CUAAAUAUUAUUUUUAAAAUUUUCCAUUUAUAUAUAUUUUGGUACAAAGAUAUAUUUUUUGUUAAUAUUUUAAAGUAUUUAAUAUUUCUCUAUAUUUUUCCAUAUAUAUUGCCACGUCGAACCUUCUAAUUCCAACCAAAGUAUCGCUCCCUCUGUUCUUGGCGCCACCUUUCUUCUUGUUCGGUAGCUCAGUGCUAGUUAUAACGUCCUCCGCUUCUCUCUGUUUCAAUUCUUCUCGCACACACUCGUUCUCCAGAAAAGUCAAAGAAACUCAAAACAUCUUUCUUUCUCAUCGUAUCAUAUCUCUUCGUUAGCCUCAAGCUCCUCCCUCCUCCUCUCUUCUUUCUUCCUCUCCAAGAAAACUCUUUACUUCCCAUGUCUUUGUGAGAUGUUUUCGUCUUGCGUUUGUUGCCUCCUGCUACUCCUCUACAUCAUCUACCUCAUCUUCUCCUUCUUCUACUUCUUCACUCAAGUUCCCCAUGUCCUCCGCGCCUAAAUGGAAGAACAACAUCAACGAGGAGUUCUACGACCUCUCAAGAACACUCAUUCACCUAAAGAAGAUGCACCAACGCGCCAAAAGCGAGAACUAUCUUGCUACUACGGCCUAAGGCAAAACCCAAAGAAGACAACCCACAAAUCUUUCGCGUUAGAAUCGUCAGAACCGAGGAAGAAGAUCUUGUUCAGAUGCGGAGAGUGUGGGAAAGGGUUUCGUUACGAGAAGUGUCUCUCGAAUCAUCAAGCGGGGGCGCAUCUAUCGACGGUACAGAGGGUUUGCGAAGAGUCGAUCAAGAGUCUGUGUGGUAGCUUCAGUCUUGUGAGGAAGAAGAAGAGAUCAUCGAGAGUUGUCAGGUACAAGAAGACUUCGUUUACUACGUUUCUUGGAUCGUCUUCUGUUUUUGGUGAGAGUGAUGAGGAGUUAGAAGUGGCGGAGUGUUUGAUUCUAUUGUCUAAGAGUAGUCCUAAGAUUGUAGUAGACAGAGGGAAACUUGUUGGUGAAGCAACGGAUGCUAUUCCUGAAAGGCUUAAUGGUUACUUGAGAGGCAAGAAAGUGAGAAGAGCUGCUGAAUUUGAAUAUGGGUUUUUGAGGGAAGAGAAAAAGCUUCUGGAAGAAGGGGAGAGUAACGAGAUCGAUCAACAGCUUGUUGGUGAAGCAAUGGAGGCUGUUCCUGAAACGAUUCAUGGUUACUUGAGAGGCAAGAAACUGGAAGAAAGGGUUAGUAUACACGAAGCUUCAAAAGAACCAGCUAGUUUCUUGGGAGGCAGUAGCGAGAUCGAUCAACAGGAACAGAGAAGAGCUUGUGGAUUUGACUCUGUGAUGAUUAGUGGUUACGAAACAUGGAAAGAGGCAGCGAGUUUCUUGGGACACAAGUUUGAGCUUGGAAUAGGAGCUUUGGAGUGUUCUGAUUCAGAUGAUGAGAUUGUUACUGAAUCAUCUGGUAAAGGCAAUGCUGAGCACCAAUGCAGGCUGUGCAGCAAGGUGUUCUCGUCUUACCAAGCUCUUGGUGGUCACCAGACGUCUCACAGGAUGAGCAAAAGCAAGAGCAAGAAGAGCUGCCGAGAGGAAUCAGUAGAGCUUGAUGAUGAUGCAGCGCAAGUGUAGCAAUCUGCUCAAGGAAGGUUCAUGCUUUAGGUUGUCACAGUAAGUACAACACUCUAAAACAGAGCAUGAUGAGGUUAUGCUAAAACUCUGUUUUGAAGUUGUGAAGAGUUAGGUAGUCAAAUUUUUACUCUGUUUUUUAGAUGAGAAAAAAAAAAAGACAUUUACUUUGAGUUUUAUAAAUUUCUGGUAAAGUUUGAAUCUUUUACAUUCUGAAUCGAAGUUGUACAUAAUGCGAUAAGUCAAGAUCGAGACUUUUUGCUCUGUUUUUGUAACAGAGUUUUUCCUCUGUUUUUCCGAGGAAACUGUUAUGUUCUUUGUUUCAUUAACUCGUAUUUGAUUCUUCCGGUUCGAGUCAAUUUUUGUGGAUUUGAAAAUUUGAAAAGUCUUAAUGGAAUGUGUCGGUUGGGUCUAUGGUAUUCAACAAAACUUUUGAGCAUAUAAAUGAAAUUAAAUAACUACUUUUUUUUUCUUAAUAUGGUAAACGAAAACGACAAAGAGAAUUGUACGUCAUUCUUGUAAUUAAUUUGAAAAAGUCCAUGUGGUGAAAUUGGACCUACCAGGUGAAAAAUAACAUCAAAUCAUUAUGUGUAAUUCACUCAGUUUUCACGUGGACGACGCCAGUUUACUGUGCUCUGGUUUCUUUUCUAGAAGUAUAAAAUAAAGAUUAGCUUCUAAAUGUUAAGAAAUUUUACAAAUUAAGACUUUUAAGCAGAUGGAGUAAAUGUCAUAUUUAUGUGUUUGUCAAUUUUCAUUAAUAAGUAGUAUAUUUUAUUACAAUUGGUUUUAUAUCAAUCAUUUAAGAGGAAAGAUGAAAAAGCAAAACUCUUGGCUUAGCCAUGAAAAUAGGUGGAUGGAGACAAUGUAUAAUUUUAGCACUCUAUAAAACACAAAGGCCUAAACUCAAGGUCAAGACACCAAUAUUCAUUAGCACUAGUAUAAUUUUAGAUCUUUAAUAAAUUAUUACAAUUUUCUCUUGUUUUUUUUGGGAUUUUUUUUUUAAAAAAAAAAUGUUUUUGUUUUAAUAAGUUUAGAUCCACCGGCAAAAUCACUUGAGAGAACAAAAGCUCCAUAUUCCUCCUCUCCUUUGUUUCUAUUCGCUUCUUCUUCUUCCUCUUCCUCCUCUGCUCUUUGAUUUUGAAUCUUGAUAAGGUCUACUCAAGACGUGAAUUUGAGGCAAACCCAUUUCGAUUCACGUAUUCAAUUUGAUUAAAACCAAGGCGGGAAUCUCAAAUUCGGAUCUUCCAACUGGUGGGUCGGAAACCCCCAAUGCGGUCUACGAGAAGACCACAAGGAAGAAGAAUAAGAAUAGCCAUAAGCAACCGAACAGAGACGCAUUUGGAGCUGAGAUCGAGAAUCGGGAGAUCGGCGGAGAAUCUGAUCGGAUCUGAUGUUGGGAUUGGGAUUGUUAGGAAUUAGGGUUUUUGGAUUGGGUUAC